ACCCAGAUUUCAUAUAAUAAUGUCAUGCGAAAUUUACCGAUAAAAAGAAUGUCGUGAUGCUUGGUAGUUUGGCCAAAUUUAUAGUAUAAUUUCGAAUGGGUCUCAUGUUACAACAUUUGCUAUUGAUAAAGAGGACAAUUCCUAGUUGGUUUACCAGUCAAGAUGGUGAUUCGAAGAAGGAAUAAAAGAUGCGUUCCGUUCAUCUUUGAUGAGGGGUGUUAUGAGCCACCGUCACCCUGUAUCACCAAAGAGGAUCUGUGGCACAGGCAUCUCAAAUCUUCGGAGAGGCUGUUCAAUCAUCAGACCUUGGCCAGUGCCAGGAAGAGUGUUUACUAUGAGCCAGACCCCAAUCUGAUACCUCGAGAUGACUUGGACUAUAUCUUGGCUUCCACCUAUCUGCACAACGAACACUCCUUCACAGAACCUAUCGAUUCUCUGCUCCAGGCCGAGACUCUGGCCGAUGAUACCUUCAGGAGGCUGAGAAACACCAUAGACAUACACCCGCAGCAACAGCUUCAAGACGUGUUCGCUGCCAAGGCUACUUCUGGAAAGUUUCUCACCGCUGGUUCCGCCACUGACGAUACCAAAAAACCGGAAUGUAUACCUUAUAAAUAUCACGAGUCUCAUCCCGUUCUGAUUGGUGGAAUAACUAACUAUAAACAUCCGAUGAAUAUCAAACUGAUGAAUUCAUCUCACCAUGCUCCUCAAACCAAUGCUGGAUACUCAAGGCAAGAUGCUGAUGGUACUUUCUUCCAGUACUGAUUCUUCUUAAAAGCAGUUGUAGAGGUCACCAAGGAAUUUUGUGAAUAUAUAUUAAUAUUUUCCUGAUUUAAGUAAAUAUGUAACAUGAGAAGUAUAUACUGCUAUAGAUGAUUUUCUGAUCGAUUGGAAAAUUGUAGAUUUUUUCAUUGAAAUUGUACGAUAGAUUUUUUUUCUUUCCAAUGAAUACCGCUUAUUUUGGACAAUUAGGUAUAUUGUUGGAUGUCUUUAUGUCUAAAUAAAUAUAUAUGAAUAGAA
Messenger RNA from Harmonia axyridis, 1017 nucleotides. RefSeq lists its product as uncharacterized. Lineage: Eukaryota; Metazoa; Arthropoda; Insecta; Coleoptera; Coccinellidae. Bases 163 to 762 code for a protein of 199 amino acids. The record is from RefSeq and is a predicted model, not a curated record. The transcript has 3 exons.